This is a messenger RNA of Cannabis sativa, 1276 nucleotides long. RefSeq names its product late embryogenesis abundant protein D-29. The coding region runs from base 168 to 998 and encodes 276 amino acids. The transcript is spliced from 2 exons. Lineage: Eukaryota; Viridiplantae; Streptophyta; Magnoliopsida; Rosales; Cannabaceae. The record is from RefSeq and is a predicted model, not a curated record.
ACGUGUCAAACACCCAGUAACUCAAAACUCUCCACGUAGCCUAUACCACUCUACGUGUCAUUUCAUAAUCCCAUGCAUAAUUCUUCCACAACCCUCUUCGCCAACAUUUAUAAUAACCUCCAUACAUUCCAAUCUUCAAACACUUUCUUAUUCAAAAAAACAGAGUCAUGGCUUCUAAGAGUUUAUUGCCUUUUAGGCAUUUGUUAUGUUUGGCUAUUAUUAUGGCUAUGGUGAUUGUUGUCCCCACUUGUGGAGCUUCUACUAAGCAAGAAGAAGUGUCUCAUAAUUACGAGAAAAUGAAAGAAAAACUACAUGAAACAGAGAACAAGGCGGCGGAGAAGGCGAAAGAGGCGAAAGAGAGCUCGGAGAGUUGGACGGAAUGGGCUAAGGAGAAGAUCACUGAAGGGCUUGGGUUUAAGGACACAAAUGGUGAUGAAUUGGCUAAAGAUGGUGGUAUUCAUAAAGCUUAUCAAACUGUUUCUGAUACUGCUAAGAACACCAAACACAAGGCCCAACAAGUCUCUUCAGAUGCGGGAGAAUAUAGCUCAGACAAGGCAAGAAAAGCCACAGAUAAAACCAGUGAAACCAUCAAUGUAGCUAAGGACAAAGCAUAUGACACUGCCAAAUCGGCGAAAGAUAUCGCCUAUGAGGCGGCUCAGGCUACUAAGGAUAAGGCCUACGAGGCUGCACAGAAGGUUUAUGAUGCCACUGGUGCGGCCAAGGAGAGGACUCACGAGGCUGGGGAGAAGGCCAAAGAAAGGGCUUACGAGGCCAGCGUUGCGGCCAAGGAGAAGGCGAAAGAAACCGCGGAAAAGGCGAAGCAGGGGAAAGAUAAGGUGGCGGAAAAGGCGAAGGAAGCGGCGGAGGAAGCGAAGAGGAAAGAGUGGGAGAUGGAGGAGGAAGUGAGUAGGGGUGUGGAUGGUGCUAAGAAGAAAACAGAGGAGGUUUAUGAGGCUGCUAAGGACAGAGCUGGGCGUGUUAGAGAUGAUGAGCUUUGAGUUUUGGUUUGUUUUGUUUUUGAAUAUUUAAGAUUAUUAUUAUUAUUAUGUGUGUAGGAAGAAUAGUUAAAAUAUGCUUUUUGAAGGCUUUUGUUUUUUUUUUUUAAUUUAAACGUUUAUAUAUUACAAUUAUGUUUUAAGUGGUACUCGAACUCAGGAUCUCCAAGAUGCACACACUCACUUAUAGCCACAGGGUAGCUCAAGUGGUUUGAAGGCUUUUGUUUUAUGUUAUGUUGUUAUUCUUUUUGUUGAAAUCAUAUUUAGUGUGAUGGUUAAAG